UUUACUACAAUCCUCAGCGAGUCAGCUAGACGGUUUUCUCCAAAGCGACGUACAUCUCUCAGAGAGACUCACCGCAGGAUGAAGGUCCACAUUCACACAGCGAUGGUAGCCACAGCACUGCUGCUGAGCUUCACACUGGGACUUGAGGACAGCUGCCUGAGAGGUGAACAUCACAAGCCAUCCCCCGGCCCCGAGACCAGCAUGAGAGAGUGCUUGCUCUUCUCCAACUCCUCCUGCUGCUAUGCUAACUUCACAGAGCACCUUGUUUCCCCUGUGACAACAGUGGUAAAAACCAAGUGGAACCUUUGUCAGAAUCUUAGUGACAGCUGUGAGACAUUCAUGAAGAAAAUCGAGUGCUUCUACCAGUGCUCUCCAGAAGCAGCCCACUGGAUGAACCCCAACUACCCUGCUGGCUUACUGCAAGUGCCUGUUUGUGCCAGCUUCUGCAACCACUGGUUCAGUGCUUGCAAAGAUGACCUGACUUGUGCCAAAAACUGGCUCACCGAUUUCAAAUGGGACAAAGACAGCAACCACUGCCAGCACGAGUGUGUACCAUUCAGCAAGAUGUAUACCAAUGGAACAGACCUGUGUCAUUCCAUGUGGGGUCAGUCAUUCAUAGAAAGCUCCUCCAGCUGCAGAUGCUUGCAGAUGGAUGACCAGGACACUGUGGUUCUGCCCUUCAUUCUACAUGCAGAUUCCAAAUCCAGCAACUCAGAAAGCGAUGUGGAGAAAUCUUGCCAAGAGGCACUCCUUGGCCAUAAAAAACUCUCUACUAGUGAGAAGGAGUAAGAGGAGCUACUGUGCCCACUUACAGUCUCAUGGCACUGCAGCUAGUCCACAACCUUGUAACCACCACAUACAGUAUACACAUGUGCUAUAGUGAUACUGAACAGCUAUAUGGGAUUUCUGACAAAGAAAAUAAAAGAAUCUUUUUAAGCACAAUGUGAACAAACAAAUGAAUAAAUGCACUCGGUAGUCAAAAACUCAUUUCCUCAUUCUGCUUU
Messenger RNA from Scleropages formosus (Asian bonytongue), 1004 nucleotides. Its product is annotated as riboflavin-binding protein-like. The record is from RefSeq and is a predicted model, not a curated record. Lineage: Eukaryota; Metazoa; Chordata; Actinopteri; Osteoglossiformes; Osteoglossidae. The transcript is spliced from 7 exons. Gene Ontology annotation, cellular component: external side of plasma membrane. Gene Ontology annotation, molecular function: riboflavin binding; signaling receptor activity; riboflavin transmembrane transporter activity. The coding region runs from base 79 to 789 and encodes 236 amino acids.